Molecule: messenger RNA, 945 nt
Organism: Laccaria bicolor S238N-H82
Lineage: Eukaryota; Fungi; Basidiomycota; Agaricomycetes; Agaricales; Hydnangiaceae
Exons: 6
Cellular component (GO): mitochondrion
Molecular function (GO): protein-containing complex binding
Source: RefSeq, a predicted model, not a curated record
AAGCCAGCCAUAUCCUAUGGCCCUCCAGGCUACAGCGCAGUUGCGGGACGCACCGUAACUGUAUUUGGUUGCACAGGAUUUUUGGGAAGAUACCUUGUCUCAAAGCUCGGGAAAAUGGGCACCCAAGUUGUCGUACCAUACCGCGAUGAGGACGAGGCUCGCCUUCUGAAACCAAUGGGCGAUUUAGGUCAAAUUGUUCGAAUGGAAUGGGACCUUCGUGAUGAGAAAACGAUAGCGGAGUGCCUCCGACACUCGGACACAGUGUUCAAUCUUGUUGGGCGAGAUUUUGAGACCAAGAAUUUCGAUUACAAGUCGGUUCAGGUUUUUGGAGCGGAGAGGAUUGCCAAAAUUGCUGCAGAGUCUGGCGUCUCACGUUUUAUUCAACUGUCACAUCUGAAUGCCUCGGAAAACUCUCCAUCCAAGUUUUAUGCCGCUAAAGCUGAGGGUGAACAACUUGUGAAGGCUGCGUUCCCGACUGCGACCAUCGUGAGACCUGCAACGAUGUUCGGUUACGAAGACAAACUUUUAACAAACAUGGCUGUAUGGCCUAUUUGGUGGAAUCUAAACCAUGGGCAAACAAGGGUCCGCCCGGUACAUGUCAUGGAAGUAGCACAAGCGCUGGCGAAUCUCAUUUCUCUCCCUCAACUCCCCCGCACCGUUAACCUUCCUGGGCCAUCAACGUUAACGCACGAGUACCUGCUCGAUUUGGUGUCAUCCGUGACGUUGCAACCACCUUCAAAAGCCCCUGUGCUGCCAAAAGGCGUCGCUUCUGCCCUAGCACGCAUUGGGCAGGCUGUUUGGUGGCCAGCGCUCAGUCCCGACGAGGUCAUUCGCCGCUUCAUAGAUGACUCUGAUGUGCCUGGUGACUGGGACCUCGUUGGAAUACAACCUUCGGAAAUCGAGGCCCAUGCCAUCGCCUACCUUCGACGAUAUCGAUCUGCGUAA